Molecule: messenger RNA, 2229 nt
Organism: Caenorhabditis auriculariae
Lineage: Eukaryota; Metazoa; Nematoda; Chromadorea; Rhabditida; Rhabditidae
Source: the annotation of a GenBank genome assembly
AUGUGCGUCGAAGCGCGCCAGUGUCCGCCAUUCUCCUUUCUCCCAAUGAUUUUACUUUUUUCCUUACUCUCGAUUGUUGCUGUUGUAGUCGAUGCACAGCCUGCGGUAUGUUUGGUUUUUCUUGUACUUGGUAGACUUUUCAUAUAUUCUCAAUUACUUCGUCUACGAAUGGAAUACUACUUUUUUUUGCGAAUUCUGAAAAUAUUACCCAUGAUCGAGAAAAUGUGGUAUUCGUAGAUCAGAAUGUUAGAACAUCUAAGACAACAGUUGAUAUUUUGAACUAUAUCAAUUAAAAUUCAAGAAGUGGGAUAAAUUUCUAUUGCAUAAGAGCCGAGAGAUAUUAUAUCUAUUUAACAAGACUUCAGUAUCGCUCUGCAUCAAAGAUUAAAAAUAAAAAUCAAAUUUUAAAGUUGGCAAAACCCUCAAAUAAAAAUAUAUGGAAGCAAUUGAAAAAAUCACCAAAAAGGUAGUUUUAUGACCAAAAAAAAACUCUUCUCGAAUAUACCCUCUAUUUCUGCUUUGAGCUAGUCUGCCUAAGAAAUAACCUCGCUUUCCCAACGCGACAACUUGAGGUAGACUUCAACCCUUUCUUGAAUCUUUUGCGGCCGGAGACGAUGAAGAACAUGGCGGAAAUCGCUUCAGAACUGUCGAAUAUGGCCUCUCGCAACGUCGUGAACAACGAACGCGACGUGCAGUUUGUCUACAUCAUCGGAAAAGUCUGAAGACAGUCCCAAGUUCAGGAAAACGGCGGCGUCUCCCCAAGAGGUCCGAUUUACCGAGAACACCCGUCCGUCUGAAAUUUUCGGCCAAAGUGCGAAUGACUUUCUAUUCUUGAACUAUUGCUCAUUAAGCUCUGUCGAAUUUGGCGACGCAAUCUAGAACUGCAUUUUUGGACUCGAUCGACAAAUUGGAGCACGCACAGGUCAAUACAAAGCUCUCAACGGUGUCGCCGAUCAUUCCAACCCAACCACAAGUUCUGACACCUCUUCGUCCAGGUUUUUCUUUCAAAACUAUUUAAAUAAGAUAAUUUUUCCAUUGAAUUUCUUAGAGAAAAAAAGACAUAAGGUGAGUCAGAAAUGAACGAAUAGGAAAAAAAUAAGCAUGACGAAGCUGUUCAGUUCGAAUGUACUUUUUACAAAAAAAAGGAUAAAAUGCCCUUUUUAAAAGUGUUCUAACAUUUUCAAAAGAAAAAAACUUUUUGAGAACACUGUAAUUCGAUCGGCUUUGAAACUGUUUUUUUCAUAUUUAUGUACAUUAUUCAGUCUCCUGAUAGCUUUUUUUUUUUCUAACAACGAAUCUUCCAAUGAAACUUUUUGAAGAAACUGAGCGACAAGAAGUCCCAAUCCAAACAUCUGGCCCAACUGAACGCGACGUCCUCGGCGUCUCUACCUUUCACCACCGUUCAAACCAAAACUUUGAAAAUUCUCAUUUUGAAGAAAAUUUAGAACCUAAAGAAAUACGAUACGCAGAAGCUGUCAAAACCGCCGUACCAGACCCCCCUCCUAUAAAAGAAUCCAUCCCGACUGGCGGAAGCAAUUUCGACAGCAGCCCGUUUAUGCAAAUAGCCAAAAAGUUCUUACAGCCCUCCAGAGACGCACCGAAUAGUGAAAAAGGUUACCGAAUGAAAAAAAAAAUUCCCGUUAAUUCCUACUUUUCUUCAGAACAGCUACCACAAAUAGGUCUCCGUGACUUGGUGCCUAAUGCUGAUAAUAAUUUCGGCCUACCAAAGGGAAAAGGUAUAGUUUUGCAUUCAGAAAAGCUUAGUGAUGCUUUCAAAAUCUCAAAAAUUAUGUUUACCUCAAAAAAAAAACCAACGAAUACUUUUCGCGCCUAUCAAUAAAUGAGUUGACUUUUUUUCUAGGAUGCCUGCCCUUCAUCAACGAGUUCAUGCAGGCAGCCUAUGGAAACUGCCAAAAAGCAGCAGACGAAAAAGCCUUCGACACUUGGGCGAACGAACUGCGCAAUGCAAUCAUCAAUGGACAGAUUGACUUGCUAGGAGCUAGGUUCUUGAGAAAAUACUCUAUCGGGAAAAUAAUCUUGAAAAAAAGCCAGGAGACCUGUCGAAGAGGAGCUGAAAGACAACAAUGCGACGCCUUACGUCAGGCGAUAGCCGAAUGUGACGUCAUCGCUAGUCUCAACAUCGGCUCACAACUACAAAGAGCUAUAAAACGGUGCGACGAGGUGUCAGGGCUCGUCGACCAGGUGAUCCUUGCAUUUCUAUGCACAUAA